Messenger RNA from Penicillium brevicompactum, 3852 nucleotides. RefSeq names its product ubiquitin-specific protease UBP2. The coding region runs from base 1 to 3852 and encodes 1283 amino acids. NCBI's taxonomy places the organism in Eukaryota, Fungi, Ascomycota, Eurotiomycetes, Eurotiales, Aspergillaceae. Gene Ontology annotation, biological process: proteasome-mediated ubiquitin-dependent protein catabolic process; protein deubiquitination; regulation of proteasomal protein catabolic process. Gene Ontology annotation, molecular function: cysteine-type deubiquitinase activity; proteasome binding. The record is from RefSeq and is a predicted model, not a curated record. The transcript is spliced from 11 exons.
AUGGCGCCUGAACAGUUGGCUGGCAAGACCGCGCCGCGCCUCGUUCAAGACAUUCAGCUGUAUGAUCCAGCCCACGAUUCAGACACCGGUCUCAAUCUAUUGUCGCAGACCCCGCCUCUGUAUCCGACGAACUAUCAUGGUCCGCGGUCGUGGAUUGCACCAAACGCAUGCCAGCAUGAAUAUGUCUUGAAAUCAGACCAAACAUUUGUGGCACAGACAGCACAUCGAAGAAGACCAGGAACAUCUUCCAAAGUUUCGGCGAUGUGCUCGAAAUGCCGGUGUCAUCUGCAAGUGGUCGUAAACUACACCAGUAGCAUGCAGGCAUCCAACCAAGCCCUCAAAGAGCAGCAUUUGCACCACCUGGUCUAUAAGUCAGGACGGCAAAAGAAUGGACUCUCCAUGCCUGAGGUCACUCACCAUGGACAGACAGCAGAAACGUUCCACUAUCAAUGUUCACACGCUUCAUGUUCGGCAAUGGUCUCGUUGCGAAUCCUUUCACCCAUACUAGGUGCGGAUUAUAUCCAUCUGAUGACAGACAAAGACCUGUUGCGGAAACGAGCCGAAGAAGCAUUCGCAACGUAUCUAGAGACCAUGGAGGGCAUGGCAAAGCCAGAACCGAUCAAUUUGCUGGACAAUCUGCGGCUUUAUCUCACGAAUGCUCUCCGGAACCCGCAGCGCAGUAAGCCAAUUGCCUCGGGCAACAAGAGAUUUGUGCAUGUCUUCGGCGUUGAAGGUGCUGCGUGCAAGAGGCUGUUAGAAUUCCUGGGAUUCACUUACUUUGAAGAAUCUGGAGUGUGGCAACCACCUAGACUGCCAGCGGACGCCGAGAAACCAUAUCAAGACCCGCUUUGCUGUUUUAUCGACGACGUUGUUUUAGAGCUUCUGGCAUUGAUACAUCAGCGCCCCUCGUCUGAGAAGAGAGGAAUACAAUUUCCCAAUCUCCCGCCUUCUGCCAUCCCCGACAUAAUUUAUGCCUUGGAAGCUAACGAUUAUCCCAAAGCUGCACGGGCAGAUGAAUUUGAGAUGGCUUCGGACUCUUGCUACGAAGACCUUGGUGUGGUGGAGAGCAUGUCUGCUGGCUCCAUUGUAGAGGCAUACAAACAGCAAACAGCGGUGGACGUCCCUGAUAUGGCUCCCCACUACUUGACCUGCCUCAAGCAAAUCGCCAUUCUUCGUCGGGGAAAAGAUGACCAUAUCAUUGAAGAAGCCAUCCGUGACGCUUAUGCAAUCGGUCAAUUCUCAUCGGAAGAUGUUGACGAAGCAUACAAGUUCUUCGAUAUUGAUCCCUAUGGUCACGGCAUAACCAACACCCACAUCCUUGAACGUUUCUACAGCUACCUUGGGUCAUCCAGGCAGGAAACCCAGGCACGUCAAGAAUUGUGGCGGAUUGGCAAAAGCAGAAACAGCGAACGCCUCCUGGCUGCUUCCGAGGAUCGUGUUACCAAUGUUGAGCAGGCAAACGUCUUUUUGGGUGUUGAGAAUGGGACCCAUGAUGAUUUCGUUCUAACAAUGUACACAACCAAGAUCAACGACAAUCCAGCAACCAAGGACGUGGCGCAUAAAGCUUUGACACUAAUUGCUGAGUCUCGGAAUUCGCCUGUGCUCAAUCAUUUCCUUCUCACCGGCGAGACGCCCGCUGGUGAAAUGGACGUUAGCGAUGCCUAUCGUUUACUCCAGCUUCCCGACGGGACGGUCGAUGAUGGAGCUAUCACCGCUGGAUACACUAUCUGUGUCGAUGAUAACCCGGGCGAGGCUGACAAGUACAACCAAGCUUUGGUCAUCAUUGCCAAUCACAUCAACAGUGCUUCGCUGAAGGCCAUGGCAGGCAUCAGCACCGAGCCUGAGCGUAACAUGCGGGAUUGGCCGGUUGGCUUGCAAAACAUCGGAAACACCUGCUAUCUCAACAGUCUGCUUCAGUUCUACUUUUCAGUGCGCCCAUUCCGCGAAAUGGUGUUAGACUUUGAGAGAUUCCAAAUGGAUCUCAACGACGAAGAGAGCCUAGUCAAAAAGCAAGUGGGAUCCCGCAAGGUCACAAAGAAAGAGAUUGAGCGUUCUAUGCAGUUUUUGAGGGAACUUCGAACAUUGUACAUUGACAUGAUCACUUCUUCUCAAAACUCGGUGACACCUGGAAAAGAGCUUGCCCGUUUGACAUUGAUCAGCCCAAGCAACGAGGCGGCAAUCCGUCGCCGGUCCACAAUCACUGCCACCCGAGCCCAGAUUCUCGGCGAAAUCAACGGCAAUCCAAUUCUGGGGCCUCUUGGCCCACCACAACCCCUUCUUGGGGGGCAGGUGGAGCAAAAUGGCUCUAAUACCGCCAACUCCACAUCUUCCCAAAUCCCCACUGCCACUGAUUCUGAAACCGAUACUACUAUGGCCUCUACCAUUAGCACGGAGGAGGCUCCAAGUGUCUCUGCCGAGGGCAAAGAAAACAAUCCACCAGGAUCAGAUGACUUCGCAUCAGACCAAACAGAAAGUGGAUCAUCUCGACCCGACAUUGAAAUGGCUAUCGAUCCAACUGAUGUGACCUCGACCAACCCCGACACCUCCAAUGUACCACCACCUGUCCCGCCUCGCCCUAUUCCCGAGAUCGAUCGUGAGAAGCAGCUUAGAGAUGAGCUUGAGUAUGGCGCUCAGCAGGACGUCACCGAGGUCAUCAACAAUGUUCUCUUUCAGAGUCAGUGUGCCAUCAAGGCUCGAGGAAUAGACCAGGACGGUGAACAGAUCGAUCAAAUCAAAGAUUUGUUCUAUGGAAAGACCCGCUCCUACAUCUCCACCGAGAAGGGCACCCGGUCCAAGGACGAGCGUUGGUGUGAUAUCAAGGUUGACGUUGCCCACGGUUCCCGAGACAUUUACGACGCUAUUGACGGGGCUUUUGACGUUCAAAAGAUCAGCGUUGACAACACAGUUGCUGAACAACACGGAUCGAUUAGCCACAUUCCCCCGGUGCUCCAAAUUCAAGUCCAGCGUGUUCAGUUUGACCCUGUGAAGAAAACUUCUUUCAAAUCAACGAACCACCUCGAGCUGCUUGAAACCAUCUACAUGGAUCGUUACAUGGACACCAAGAACCCCGAAGUAGUGAGCCGGCGUGAACAGAGCUGGGCAUGGAAGGCAACUGUCAAGAAACUUGAGGACAGGCGAGAGGAACUCCUCAGGAAGAAGGAAAACGAUGGCAUGGACCGGGCGAAACUGCUGGAUGAAGCGAGAGCUGCGCUCCUGCGGCUGGAAGCCCUCGAGAAAGACAAUGUUCUCGGGUCUGAUUCUAGCGGUUUGGGAAUAGAAACAAACCUGGCAGCAGGACUCGAGAGCCUUGCUCAAGAGGCCAAAGCCGAAUUGCAUGCCGUUGAUGAACAGAUCAAGGACACCCGGACCAUGAUCGCGAGCCAAUUCGCCGAUUACCACAAUCUUCCAUAUCGUCUGUAUGCCGUGUUCGUUCAUCAUGGAUCUGUCUCAUUUGGCCAUUACUAUAUCUACAUCUUUGAUUUUGAGAAGAACAUCUGGCGGAAGUACAACGAUGAAUAUGUCACCGAAGUCCAGAACCUCGAUGAGAUCUUCAAGGGCGACUCUACCAGCAACCCACCAACUCCUUAUUUCUUGGUCUACGUUAACAGUGAUAUGAAGGAGAGAUUGGUGAGCCCCUUGUGUCGCGAACUCGAUGAACCGAUGCCCGACCAGGCGGAUCAGCCGAUAUCAACCGUGGAAGACAGCAGGGCUGCGAGCUCCAGCGAGGAUGUGAACAUGGACCCUCCUGCCUAUGACGAAGUGUCAACUUCCCGGGCCUCUUCAGGUAUGGGUCUUCCCAACUCUCCCAGCGAGAACGAUGCAAGCUGGCCUCGCACUCCAGUCAGUGGCUGA